Molecule: messenger RNA, 384 nt
Organism: Pyricularia pennisetigena
Lineage: Eukaryota; Fungi; Ascomycota; Sordariomycetes; Magnaporthales; Pyriculariaceae
Exons: 2
Coding region: 1-384 (127 amino acids)
Source: RefSeq, a predicted model, not a curated record
AUGCGCGCUUUCAGAUUCGUUCAAAUCUGGGCCCUGUUUGCCAUCGGCGCCGCAGCCAUUCCAACCCCAGUCAAUGUCCCUGCGGCUCUGACUAGCCAGUUGGAGCCCCGCGCCGAGGAAGGCGGUUCUGCGGGCAACAAUAUCCAUCCUCAAUCGCAGGAGAAGUCGCCUUUGACAUGCAUUUGGUGCGGCAAGAAGAAGAGUGGAGGUGUUGCUUUGGUGGGGCAUAUGGUAUACAAUCACGGAAACGAUGAACUGGUAGCAAGAAUAGGAAAAGACGCUCAACACAACAGAUACGAGAAAGACAAGGAAGGAUUCAGAUAUUACAAGAAGUACCCCGGUGUAAAGCUUCCUCCCCAAACGUGGAGAGCCGAAGGCGUCUAA